Messenger RNA from Elgaria multicarinata webbii, 2318 nucleotides. It is a transcript of the gene BFAR, whose product is annotated as bifunctional apoptosis regulator. Gene Ontology annotation, molecular function: ubiquitin protein ligase activity; protein binding. The transcript is spliced from 9 exons. Gene Ontology annotation, biological process: proteasome-mediated ubiquitin-dependent protein catabolic process. Lineage: Eukaryota; Metazoa; Chordata; Lepidosauria; Squamata; Anguidae. The coding region runs from base 212 to 1555 and encodes 447 amino acids. The record is from RefSeq and is a predicted model, not a curated record.
GCGGAGGCCGCUAGUACGCAGGCGCGCUCGGAAGUGGGUGCCGGCGGGGCUCAGCUGAGGCGACGGAGAUGCCGCCGCUGUCCGAACCAAUGACACUUUCCUUGGCUGGACCAGAGAAGUGUGAGGUGUGGAAUCGCCCGCAGUUGCUAAUGUGCUGCAGGAGUUAGGAACGCGGAGAUUUUGCUCCGGCUCCUUCAAGCACGUGGAGAAUAUGGAGGAGGGUGUAAAAGAGCCAACGAAGAGACUGGACACUCAGCCUGCGGCUUCUCCUGGGAUCAACCGGCAGAUAUCGGCGGGGGAAUUCUCUUGCCACUGCUGCUAUGAUAUUCUUGUCGAUCCCACCACUUUGAACUGUGGGCAUAGCUUCUGUAGACAUUGCCUAGCGUUGUGGUGGACGUCCUCCAAGAAAAACGAGUGUCCAGAAUGCAGGGGGAAAUGGGAAGGGUUCCCCAAAGUUAACAUUCUCCUCAGGGACGCCAUCGAAAAGCUCUUCCCAGAUGCUAUUGAACAGCGGAAAGAGGAUAUCCAUCAAAGCAGUGACGCGUCCCACAGCCUCGCUGCCUUUCAGAAAUAUGGGAGUGACCAGACGCCUACAGCUCCACAUGUAGGGAGAGUGAAUCCUCGGGGAGGAGGCUUUUUCUCUGGAGUUCUGACGGCUUUAACGUGUGUAGCGGUGGUUUUGCUUGGCUAUCACUGGAGCAGCCGGGAGUCGGAAGACGAUCUCCUUGUCCACAGACCUGUUGCCAAAUGGACGGCUGAGGAGGUGAUACACUGGCUGGGCCAACUGGGACCUUGGACUUCUCUCUACAAAGAGAGUUUUUUACUUGAGAGAGUUAAUGGAAGGCUCCUUUUAAUGCUAACUGAUGAGGAUUUUGCAAAGGCUCCUUACCACGUGGAGAACAGUAGCCACAGAAAAGCCAUUCUGAUGGAGCUGGAGCGCGUGAAAGCACUGGGCAUUAAGCCACCCCAGAACCUUUGGGAAUACAAGGCUGUGCAUCCCGGCAAGGCACUGUUCCUGCUGUAUGCCUUGAAGAGCUCCCCUCGGCUCACGCUGCUGUACCUGUACCUGUUUGAUUACACGGAUGUCUUUCUCCCCUUUAUCCACACCAUCUGUCCUGUUCAGGAGGAGGAGUUUGAGGACAUUAUUGCUAAACUGCUAGACCUGAAGGAGCCCACUUGGAAGCAGUGGCGAGAAUUCUUCGUGAAAUACUCUUUCCUCCCUUACCAGCUGGUUGCGGAGUUUGCUUGGGACUGGCUUGAGGUGCAUUACUGGACAUCCCGGUUCAUCAUAGUUAAUGCCAUGCUGCUCUCUGUGCUGGAGCUCUUCUCCUUCUGGAGGCUGUGGUCGAGGAGGCAGCUCAAAACAAUUCCUCACCGGAUGUGGAGCCAUUUCUGGAAGGUUUCAACCCAGGGAUUCCUGAUGGCCGUUUUCUGGCCUGUUAUUCCUCAGUUUGCUUGCAACUGCCUCUUCUACUGGGCUCUGUACUUUAACCCAAUUAUAAACAUUGACCUUGUGGUGAAGGAGGUGCGUCGCUUGGAAACCCAAGUGCUCUGAUGGGCUGCUCUGGGGGCGGCCCAGUGGCGCGUGACAUCCUGAGCCAUCUAGCAGAAAGGCAACUUUCUUUUUACUGUGAUAAACUCAUGCUGAUCUUCUUGUCGUCUGUUAAAUUAACAGCACAUCUGUUUUGUGGCAAGCCCCCCCUUCCUUUUUUUAAGCAGCGAGGGCUGUUAAGCGGUGGGAGAGGGUCAGGACGUCGGGUUUGGGGUUUUUUGGGGGGGGGGCGUAAUGGAAGCAUCAGCUCCGCCUGCCAUUUUCAGUCUUGAGGAGAGCAGUAGAAGAAACCCCUCAAAAAUGCCACACGGUCAAGCUCUUUCUCCAGUUCUGUGUUGUGAAAUGAGUUCAGUAUUCAAGCAGUUCGAUUCUAUCCUAAACAGAUACUUGUUUCAACGCUGACUCAGCUCCCUCCCUCCUCCUCUUCCCCCACCGCUGUGGUCUUUCUUUUUUCUUUUUGUCCUUUUGACUUGGGAGAUAUUUCUGCUGCUGUAUGAACUUUCUAGGUCUGCUUGUCAACCACAAUCAAUUUUUAAAAAGAUGCCCUUGCAUGUAAAUGCUGACUGUGAAAUGGUGUUUUUUGUAUAGACCUAAAAUGCCACCUCUGUUGCCAUUGGUUAAAUGUAUGCCAAAACCAAGAUUAGCUUUGUUUUAAAUGCAGCGUCCUUAUAAAUGAACCGUGACGCUGCAUUUAUAUUACUUUGAUCUUUAGAUUUGCAUAUGAACAUUUCUAAGAAUUAAACAAAGAUUUGUUUUGUAAUAUUUA